This is a messenger RNA of Hylaeus volcanicus, 621 nucleotides long. Its product is annotated as NADH-ubiquinone oxidoreductase chain 5-like. Gene Ontology annotation, molecular function: NADH dehydrogenase (ubiquinone) activity. The record is from RefSeq and is a predicted model, not a curated record. NCBI's taxonomy places the organism in Eukaryota, Metazoa, Arthropoda, Insecta, Hymenoptera, Colletidae. Gene Ontology annotation, biological process: ATP synthesis coupled electron transport; electron transport coupled proton transport.
AUGCCGGAAGUUGAAGCAGCUAUAGCUGCUCCAACUCCUGUUUCUGCUUUAGUACAUUCAUCAACUCUUGUUACUGCGGGAGUUUAUUUAUUAAUUCGAUUUAAUCAUUAUUUAAUUUAUAAUAAAAUUUACUUAUUUUUUUUUUUAUUAUUAGGAAGUUUAACUAUAUUAAUAUCUGGUUUAGGGGCAAAUUAUGAAAUAGAUUUUAAAAAAAUUAUUGCGUUAUCUACAUUAAGUCAAUUAGGGUUAAUAAUAAGAAUUUUAUCUUUAGGUUAUGUAAAAUUGGCUUUUUUUCAUUUACUAACUCAUGCUUUAUUUAAAGCUUUAUUAUUUUUAUGUGCAGGGGUUUUUAUUCAUAGAAUAAUAAAUUUUCAAGAUAUUCGAUUUUCAGGAGGAUUCUCUAAUCAAUUAAUUAUUGUAUUAAUUUAUUUUAAUAUCUCUAGGUUAGCUUUAUGCGGGAUACCUUUUUUAGCGGGAUUUUAUUCAAAGGAUAUAAUUUUAGAAUUUGUAUUAAUAUCUAAUGUAAAUAUUAUGAUUUUUUUUUUUUUUUCAACUGGUUUAACAGUUAUAUAUUCUUUUCGUUUAAUUAAUUAUUAUCCAAUUAAUGGUCAUGGACUAUAA